AUGCCGCCAAAAAAGAAACAAAAGACGACAAAGGCUUUGCCUGCACCUUGCGAAGACGAAGAUCAAAGCGAGCCAGACCUUGGUCCCUCCAAGGCUCAUUGGAUUAAGGUGCAUGAUGCUUUGGCCCGAAUUUUCUCACACGAAUUAUUCAAAGACAUAUUGACAGCAGACCCUUUGUCUGUCAAAGAUGGCGGCAGAGAGGCAGCACUCGACGCUACUCAGGCUGCUUCGGCCUUGAAAAACGCUGGCGUCUAUAAGUGUGCCGCCAAUUUUUUCCAUCAAGACUUCCUUUUCAUGGCCACGCACAAAGUGCCUAUGAACGAAGCGCAGGUGCAGCAAAUCAAAGACUAUUGGUUUCCCAAAAAUGAACCGCCGUCAUUGUGCCCCUUUGUCAUCACAGUCGCUUUGGAAACCCCUGGCUGCAUCGGCCAACGUCCACAAAACGGUUUCCAACGUCUCAGUCCUCCAGAGCCGGUACACGCCUUGCUGUUUGCACUGGCUGAAGCCAUUGAAAGCAAAGCAAAAGUUGGAGUAUUGCGCGCUUUCAGAAGUUGCAUCCUCACUGCGACCUUUGUGUUCGAAAUCUGUCCUGUUGGUGAAGACCGCUACUGGCGUGCACAAAACAUUCGUGAAGAGAUGGUUGAAAAGGGUUUGUCGGUUCAGUUGUCAUUGUGUCAAGCAGUUUUGGAAUGGUGUGACCAAAACUGGCUCACUUCGUCUGCUUGGAAAUCAAUUUACGCCUUGCAAGCAUUGCUUGACAGAGGAGGCACGCCUGAGAUGAUUGCCUGGUCCCUGGAAGGGAUGGUGGAUGGCGUCCGCAUGUCUUUUCUAGAUGGUGGACACUUUGUUAUUAGCAAGCUGAAAGAUUCAAGGGCCAGCUACAUUGAAGUCCUCAAAAUGAAGCGCAAAACUUUGUUGCAUUUACUGAACACAUGGCUGAAUGACUUGAAGCUGGAGAAAAAAUGGAAAGACAACAUCAAGAGCUACUGCGGCUCCUAUGAGAUGUUGCGAAAGCAUAUUUCGCCAUACCCUGAUACGCAGGCUGAUACGGCCUGGUUGCUGGGUUGCCCGCCAAGUGUUUCUGAAAUUUGCGAGUUCCUGGAUCAACUUGCCUUUGGAUCCCACUAUGACGCAAGAUACAAGGAUGCAAUCAAGAGCAAACACGAGGCAGACAAGGUCAUGUGGAGACAGCACAUGCGCAAGAUCCUCAACCAGCAUGUGCGAUUUGUCGCCGAUCACCGCACCAAUGUGGAAUUGGAAAGUGCCUUGAAAGAAACACCUUUCAUGUCCUUGCGCGGAGAUCAAACAGGAAUGGCCCUCUUCCACUUUGAUUUGAAAAAAUAUGGCGAGCCCACCACACGGCCAGACUUGAGAACCCCAACCUUUCGUGAAAACCUCUACACCCGGCUUGUCAAGAGCGUUCUUGCUGCGCGGCAAGACGCAAUGGGCACUCCCAACCCCAACCUUCAGGCAGGGGAAGUUGCAUUGAUUUUCGAUGCAGGAAAAAAAGGACUUAUGAAAAAGUUGCUCAGCCCAUGGAAAGAAGGAACAGCCAAAACCAAAGAGGAGGACGAAGAAGCGGAGGAUGAUGGAGAAGAAGAUGCAGAAGAGGAAGAUGACAAGCCGACCUUUUGCGUAGACAUCCUGAUGAUUGGAUAUUCAGAGUCGUCGCUAUCCGCACGAAAGAAGCGGCUCCGUGGAACUUGCACUCUGAAGCAGAUGGAGUCAUGUCACAUUUUGUCAUCCAAAAGGUUGUCCCUGCCAAGCCGUGACAGAAAGCACUACGCAGGUUCAACCACUGGCGACUUGAUUUCCAACGUGCACAUGCCUGCUUGGUCUUCUGAGUGGCAGCUGCCUUGGAAAGAAAAAAAGGAGCUUUUGGGGAAAAAACACAUGAUAGCUGUCGGAGGUAAGACACAAAACAAGGAGGAAGAGAAGCAGAACAGCAGAUCCAGCAAUGGCUUGGAGCCAGUUUGCUUUCACAGUCCACCCUAUGAGCUCUGCGACGAGUUGAUCCACGACUUUUUCGCGAAGAUCAUUAUCGAUCUGACACCUCUGGACGGCCGCAUGGCUUGGGCUGCCUUGCGAAAUCGGGUAGGGUAUGUCGGAGUUGCCUUCAACCCGGAGCACCAACGCCUUCUUGAAGACCGGCUGCUUGCUUUGCUUGAAAAGGAAAUGACAAACCCUGAGUCCAGCUUGUUUUCGUCAGCUUACAGUGAAGCCGUCGGCGGUGGCAGUGGUAAGGCACCUGUGAAUCAGACCGCAAAACCGAAGGCAAAGGUAAAGGCAAAGGCCAAAGGCAAGGGAAAGGCCAAACCAAAGGCUAAAGCAAAAUCCAAAGCCAAGCAAUCAAAGGAUGAGCAGGAGGAAGGCGAAGAGGAAAAGGACGACAAUGACGAGGAAGACGACGACGUCUGGGAUCCUUUGGGAGACGACGACGAUGACAAUGAAGAGGACUAA
Molecule: messenger RNA, 2460 nt
Organism: Cladocopium goreaui
Lineage: Eukaryota; Dinophyceae; Suessiales; Symbiodiniaceae
Source: the annotation of a GenBank genome assembly